This is a messenger RNA of Lymnaea stagnalis (great pond snail), 3301 nucleotides long. Lineage: Eukaryota; Metazoa; Mollusca; Gastropoda; Lymnaeidae. The record is from the annotation of a GenBank genome assembly.
CCCGUUACUUGGCACACGCCAAACACUCUUUCCAGGGACGUUGAGUCCACCAAGAAACCAGAUCCAACAAACUCCGGUCAGAAAACACAAAUUCCGCGGUCAGCAUCCUCUGACUCCGUCCCUCGAAAACUCCUCCAAAACAAUAACCAUUCAUUACCGCACUCCUCCGUGCCGAUAGACAGGGAAAGGAACGGCCCGUUUGUUGACGUCAACCCUGGUGACGUCAAAGACCGAACAAGGUCGAAGCAGUCGAUGAAAGUGUUACGGAAGACGUCAGACGUGGGCGGGCUGAACGGUGAUGACCACCUGACCAACAACACCAGGGCAAAGUAUGACAUGCCAAGAAAAGAUUAUUUCCAGAGGAACUUAAAACUAAAGGUGAUUAAACUUUCUUGAGAAUGUGGGACUGGAGAGUUUCUGUGAAUAUAGGUCAAUAACUGGGUUGCUAGGUCAAGUUGGUGAGGGGACAAGGUCAAUAAUUGGUUGGCUAGGUCAAGUUGGUUAGGGGACAAAAUCAAUAACUGGGUUGCUAGGUCAAGUAGGUGAGCGGACAAGGUCAAUAAUUGUGUUGCUAGGUCAGGUUGGUGAGGAGAGAGGGUCAAGAAUUAAAUGGCUAGGUCACGUAGGUGAGAUGGCAAGAAAAAUAAUUUGGUGGAUUACCCUAAUGGCCUAUUAGUUGGAUUAUGGAUAGAUAAUGGACAAUGGGCUGAUGGGGUUUAAUCAGGUCUUUCUCUCUGAAUCUCUCUCUCUUCUCUCUAUCUCUUCUCUCUCUAUUUCUUUAUGUAUCUCCUUUUUUCCUAUCUCUAUUUAUUUAUCUCUAUUUUCCCUAUAUAUCUUUCCAUCUAUCUUUUUAUUUACCCUCUAUUUCUAGAAUAUUUCAAAGUGAUGCUAUCCUUGUAUCCUAAGCAAAUCCAAAGAUGUUUGCUUAGUGUGAUUCUUAUAGAACCAAACAUAUUUUUAAAAUUCCAGUUAAGACACACAACUUUACUCGCUAGUACACACCAUAAUACCAGUGAACACAUACUAAUUUACUUGCUAGUACACACCAUGAUACCAGUUAAGACACACAACUUUACUGUCUAGUACACACCAUAAUACCAGUUAAGACACACAACUUUACUCGCUAGUACACACCAUAAUACCAGUGAACACAUACUAAUUUACUUGCUAGUACACACCAUGAUACCAGUUAAGACACACAACUUUACUGUCUAGUACACACCAUAAUACCAGUUAAGACACACAACUUUACUCGCUAGUACACACCAUAAUACCAGUGAACACAUACUAAUUUACUUGCUAGUACACACCAUGAUACCAGUUAAGACACACAACUUUACUUGCUAGAACACACCAUAAUACCAGUUAAGAUACACAAAUUUACUUGCUAGUAAACACCAUGAUACCAGUUAAGAUAUACAACUUUACUCGCUACUACACACCAUGCUACCAGUUAAGACAUACUAAUUUACUUGCUAGUAAACACCAUAAUACCAGUUAAGACAUACAACUUUACUCGCUAGUACACACCAUAAUACCAUUUAAGACAUACAACUUUACUCGCUACUACACACCAUGCUACCAGUUAAGACAUACUAAUUUACUUGCUAGUACACACCAUGCUACCAGUUAAGACAUACUAAUUUACUUGCUAGUACACACCAUGACACCUGUUAAGACACACAAUUUUACUCGCUAGUACACCAUGAUACCAGUUAAGACCCACUACUUUACUGGUUUGUACUCACCAUGAUACCAGUUAAGUCACACUACUUUACUCGCUAGUACACACCAUGAUACGAGUUAAGACAUACUAAUUUACUUGCUAGUACACACCGUAAUACCAGUUAAGACACAUUACUUUACUCGCUAGUACACACCAUAAUACCAUUUAAGACACACAAUUUUACUCGCUAGUACACACCAUGCUACCAGUUAAGACACACAAAUGUACUGGCUAGUACACACCAUGACACCAGUUAAGACCCACUACUUUACUGUCUAGUACACACCAUGACACCAGUUAAGACACACUACUUUACUGUCUAGUACACACCAUGACACCAGUUAAGACACACAACUUUACUCGCUAGUACACCAUGAUACCAGUUAAGACCCACUACUUUACUGGCUUGUACACACCAUGACACCAGUUAAGACACACUACUUUACUCGCUAGUACACACCAUAAUACCAGUUAAGACACAAUUUUACUCGCUAGUACAUACCAUAAUACCAGUUAAGACACACUAUGAUACCAGUUAAGACACGGCAUGAUACAAGUUAAGACACACCAUGAUACCAGUUAAGACACACCAUGACACCAGUUAAGAUACACCAUGAUACCAGUUAAGACACACAAUUUUUUUCGCUAGUAAACAACCAUGAUACAAGUUAAGACACACGAUGAUACCAGUUAAGAAACACUAUAAUACCAGUUAAGACACACCAUGAUACCAGUUAAGACACACCAUGAUACCAGUUAAGACACACCAUGAUGCCAGUUAGGACACACCAUGACACCAGUUAAGACACACCAUGAUGCAGUUAAGACACACCAUGAUACCAGUUGAGACACACCAUGAUACCAGUUAAGACACACCAUGAUACCAGUUAAGACACACCAUGAUACCAGUUAAGACACACCAUGAUACCAGUUAAGACACACCAUGAUACCAGUUAAGACACACCAUGAUACCAGUUAAGACACACCAUGAUACCAGUUAAGACACACCAUGAUACCAGUUAAGACACACCAUGAUACCAGUUAAGACACACCAUGAUACCAGUUAAGACACACUAUGAUACCAGUUAAGACACACAAUAUGAUACCAGUAAAGACACACCAUGAGACCAGUUAAGACACACCAUUAUGCCAGUUAAGACACACCAUUGAUACCAGUCAAGACACACUAUGAUACCAGUUAAGACACACCAUAAUACCAGUUAAGACACACCAUGAUACCAGUUAAGAUACACCAUGAGACAAGUUAAGACACACCGUGAUACCAGUUAAGACACACCAUGAUACCAGUUAAGACACACUAUGAUACCAGUUAAGACACACCAUGAUACCAGUUAAAACACACCAUGAUACCAGUUAAGACACACCAUGACACCAGUUAAGACACACCAUGAUACCAGUUAAGACACACUAAGACACACUCACUAAGGCACACUAACUAAGACACACUAACUUAGACACACUAAGACACACUGACUAAGACACAAUAACUAUGUAAUCGUGAUCCUCGACAGGACAACCGCGUCAAGUCUACGUUGAGACGGCACGCCAUGUCAG